CAGACUCUGGGGGAGGGGGGGCACAAAGCAGCGCGCUCAACAUGAAGACUUAAUUUGCGGAGAUUCUUUCCAGCGAGGACAGCGAGAUAUUUCUCCCCCUGGUCUCUGAGCGGAACUUCAAACCCGGCUUGCAGCGAGGGAUCUGAGAGGCGAAACAAAGUGCGUUCCAGCGACGCACGCCCAGCGCGCUUCUGUCUCCGCGCUGACAAAUCCUGGAUGAGCCCAAAAGUGUCCGCUUCAGCACCCGAGGAGAGGACAGCUCCCCUCUCCUUCGGACCUCCAGUCCGCGAACUCUGCUUUAGGCUGUCACCAUCCACCCGUCCAGCCGGACUCUCCUGUAAGUCUGAAAGAAGUGUGAAAAUCCUAAACUAAAACUAACAAAAAAAAAAAAAAAAAAAAAAAAAAAAAAAGCAUCCGCUGACGGAGAGAUCCGCGACUGACUGCGAGAGCAAUAUGUACCAGGGGCAUUUACAGGGGAAAGACUCUAGGGCUGCAGAUAAGACUGUUGCCAUGGUCCUGAAGGAGAUACCCAGUAAGGCGUCAUCAGAAGGGAAGCCCCUCCUCACAGUGACUACCAAGCUGGUGAGCGAGCAACAAGAGAGCCGUCCGCUUCUGAGCCCUUCCAUCGACGAUUUCCUGUGCGAGACCAAGUGUGAUGGAGUUUCCCGCCCAGUGACUUCCAACACGGCUGUUUUGUCUUCAUCCCUGGACCUGCUUGAUCUAAGUGAACCUGGAGAGAGGAGGAACAACAAGGAGAGGAAGAGCACCCUGUCAUCCCGCAGUGACGCCCAGAAGAAUAACUCACACAGGAAAAAGACUGAUGAGACCGAGCUGAUCCAAGUGGAGGUCGAACACACAGGAUCAAUCAUGCGAACCCCUGAGAGGGCAUCAUUAGACUCAGUUACCAUUGGUUCAUUGGAUAAAUGGGAAGACCUUAAUCCCAACCCAGAGAGGAACGGAAACAGAAAGUGGAAACUGGAGAGACGGCGUUCUUCCAAAAAUUCAUCCAGCGAGUUUUUGUGGUCCAUAGACUGUAAAAGUCAGCUCGACGUAUCAAAUAAGAACAUCUUGGAAGCAAAUACCAAAGUGGAGCCGGAGUCUGCCCUGGCAUCACAACUCAACAGGCAGUAUAUUAGUGGAAGACAUGCUCGGCUAACGAAGGAGCAGCGGUGGGGGAGCGCCCUCUUGUCCAGACACCAGUCCCUGGAGGAGGAGUUUGAACGAGCCAAGGCUGCUGUUGAGUCGGACACCGAGUUCUGGGAUAAGAUGCAGGCAGAGUGGGAGGAGUUGGCCCGACGAAAUUGGCUGACAGAAAAUGAGCAGGCACAGAUUCCCUCCUCCGUUUCUCCACAUGAGAAGGGUUACUACUUCCACACAGAUAAUCCUUAUAAGGACUUGCCUAAUGCAUUCGAAGAGGGACUAAAGAAAUCUCGAGAGGGAGACUUGCCAAACGCUGUGCUUUUGCUGGAGGCUGCUGUGUUGCAAGACCCUCAUGACUCAGAGGCUUGGCAAGUGUUGGGGACCACCCAGGCUGAAAAUGAGAAUGAGCAGGCAGCAAUUGUCUCCCUCCAGAGGUGUUUGGAGCUCCACCCGAACAACCUUGCAGCUCUUAUGGCUCUGGCGGUGAGCCUGACCAACACUGGUAUGUGCCACGAUGCCAGUGAGGCCCUGCUCCGCUGGCUGAGGCACAACCCCAAGUACAAGCACCUGCUGAAGGGCAAGACCCACCUGAUGGGCUCUCCAAACUCCCAGCGCAGGAUGUCCCAGGUUCCCAACAUCAGCAGACAUGACAGUUCGCUGCUACCGGAGGUCAAGGAGCUCUUCCUGGAAGCCGUCCAACACAACUCUGACAGCAUUGACCCGGAUUUGCAGACGGGCCUGGGAGUGCUCUACAACCUCAGUGGAGAGUUCAACAAAGCUGUGGAGGCCUUCAACACGGCCCUCUCAGUGCGGCCCGAGGACUACCUGUUGUGGAACCGUCUGGGGGCCACACUGGCAAACGGGGACCGGAGCGAGGAGGCGGUGGAGGCUUACACAAGAGCCCUCGAGCUGCAGCCUGGGUUUAUCAGGUCCCGCUACAAUCUGGGUAUCAGCUGUAUAAACCUUGGCGCUCACAGAGAGGCAGCCAGUAACUUUCUGACUGCGUUAAGCCUCCAGAGGAAAAGCCGAAGUCGCCAGCAGUCCCAUCAGGUGAUGUCUGGAAACAUCUGGGCUGCUCUGAGGAUAGCUUUAUCCAUGAUGGACCAGCCGGAACUCUUCCAGGCUGCAAACAUUGGAGACUUAGAUCUUCUUAUGCGGGCCUUUAACUUAGACAUGUGAAGAACAGGAGGUGGCGUUUCCCCCUGUACUCACUCUCUUAUUACUACCCAACAGCCAAAAGCCCAAAGUGCACACGUCAGCGCAUCAGAAUCUACUAAUGUAUGUUAACGACAGUUGUGUGUGUGUGUGUGUGUGUGUGUGUGUGUGUGUGUGUGUGUGUGUGUGUGUGUGUGUGUGUGUGUGUGUGUGUGUGUGUGUGUGUGUGUGUGUUUAUGCACGACAAAAUACCUACAGUCAUCAAAGCUGUCAUAUUUUUCGCCCAAGUACCUUGGAGCAGUUCUGGGGACAGGUUUUUCUAGGUUUGAAGGGACUGCUUUGUGAUGGAUUUGCACUGCAAUUUGUGAUUUCCCUGAGGAGCACAAGGACGGGCAAAGAUUGUACGAGCAAUGCCUUAGAGAACACAUCAAUUAAAAACUGACUCAUCCAGUGGAACAGAGCUGAAGCAGGAGAGACGCGCAGGCAGACGGUUUGAGAAGGAGAGGACCCAUCACACACCGUUGGCAGAGAAAAGAGUUUUUGAGAGGAAAAGCUAAAUGUUUCACUGAAGAUUGUCUCGCCCGCUUUUCUUCACGAAGGAGCAAAUGAUGAAGACUGCACCGUAUAACCUGGAGCUGCAGAUUCUGCUACUGGCUUGUUUUCAUCCUUUUUCAUUGGAGAGUAAUGAUACUGCAUGAAUAAGCCUUUUCGUAGAUGGGAUUCCUGUU
Messenger RNA from Salarias fasciatus (jewelled blenny), 3023 nucleotides. It is a transcript of the gene pex5la, whose product is annotated as peroxisomal biogenesis factor 5-like a. Gene Ontology annotation, cellular component: peroxisomal membrane; cytosol. Bases 454 to 2319 code for a protein of 621 amino acids. Gene Ontology annotation, biological process: protein import into peroxisome matrix, docking. The transcript has 15 exons. The record is from RefSeq and is a predicted model, not a curated record. Gene Ontology annotation, molecular function: protein binding. Lineage: Eukaryota; Metazoa; Chordata; Actinopteri; Blenniiformes; Blenniidae.